CCAUCCCGUGCCCGAGAGGGCCAGCGACGAAGAACGGCCGUUGUGACCUACAACUCCAGCCAGGGUGCCAAUGUCCUUGAGUACGACGAUGUGGGUACUAUGAGUGACCUUGAGCUUCCAUCUUUCCAGAGAGGCGGUUUGAUCAGGACCAGCAUGCCGUUAGUCCGUAGCGCCUCCACGUCCCUGGAACGACCAUUAGGUAAGUUCUGUUUAGUCUUCCUUGUCUAUGGUGACCAGACUAAGAAGUCAAUGUUGCCUAAUGAGAUCACCACACUGGACACUGUCCGAGCAUUGUUUGUGCGGGCCUUUCCUGACCUCACUCUGGAGAUGCUUGAAGAUCCUCGCAAGAAAAUAUACCUGCUGGAUCCAGCCACCAACAUAUACUUCCAGCUGGAGGACCUUGUGGAUAUCAAGGACCGAUCGGUGCUGAAGAUACACGAAACUGACAAUGAGCAGCCCCAGAAGGUGAAGGAGAGGCAAGAGGUCAGAGGUCGCACUGUACAGAUGCCAGUUGCAAGGUCUCACAAUCAACAAGUUUAUGCUGAGCUUCCACUAGGACAUGACAUAUAUGCAAAAUCCCAGCCGCUUCCAAUGCAAGCUGCCCAGGUCUACCCUGACAUGAUGCAGGAGCAAUCCAACAUGUGGGAGCUGGAGAGAAGGUCACGGUCAAGAACACCAGAAGCUUCUGACAGGCCCCGAUCACUUUCAGCAGGGGCAGCAACUCGACAAAGAUUCUCACAUUCGCCUGAUCGUCAGCCUACACCAGAGCGUCUGCCACUUAAUCCAAUUCCUGAAAACCGACAGGUACUUCCUGGCUACAGAGGUGAAAGCAACUACUACGAGACAGUAGGACCAGGCACCUACAGGGGACAGCAUCCAUCUGGAAUUUAUGAAUCGCCUGCAACAUACCAAGGUUAUCCCCCAUCAUCACCAGGCCCAACCCAGCAGACAUAUAUUGCACGAAGCACUAGA
Molecule: messenger RNA, 972 nt
Organism: Candidula unifasciata
Lineage: Eukaryota; Metazoa; Mollusca; Gastropoda; Stylommatophora; Geomitridae
Source: the annotation of a GenBank genome assembly